Messenger RNA from Hibiscus syriacus, 1434 nucleotides. Its product is annotated as transcription factor MYB118-like. The coding region runs from base 1 to 1434 and encodes 477 amino acids. Gene Ontology annotation, biological process: regulation of DNA-templated transcription. Gene Ontology annotation, molecular function: DNA-binding transcription factor activity, RNA polymerase II-specific; RNA polymerase II cis-regulatory region sequence-specific DNA binding. Gene Ontology annotation, cellular component: nucleus. The transcript has 3 exons. The record is from RefSeq and is a predicted model, not a curated record. Lineage: Eukaryota; Viridiplantae; Streptophyta; Magnoliopsida; Malvales; Malvaceae.
AUGGAGUUUGAUGCAAGUUUUAGAGACGAUUUCCCUUUCCUUUCCAGCCUUUUUCCGGAAAAUAACUCCAAUUCUCCCUUCAAACCUGACUUUAAUGGCUCCAAUUUUACUUUGGCCGGUGAAGCUUCUGCUUCGGCUUCUUCAUCAUCUUCCAAAGCCUUGGUUCACGACUUCAAUCUCAGCCAAGACCAUGAUAGCCAUGACUCACCUCCCAAUCCUCACCAUUUUCAUCACUCUUCCAUCGAUGGGUCCACAAAGAAUUCUUUCUUUGAGGAUUCCUCAACAUUCACCGAUCUUUUUUUCCAGCCUUACACCGGUGGUUUCUCCGAUGACCUCAAUGAUUAUGUCCCUUCCAUGUCGUUCACGGUACCGGAUCACGGUACGGCUUCAAACAAUGGCCUGAUUUUCCAAUCCUUUCAAAGUACUGAACCCUGCUGGGUUUCUUCUCAAAACAAACCUUCAGCUCAACCCCUAGUCUCUCCGCCAGAAACUGACGACCGUCGGAGUUAUCAGCUGCAACACCAAACGCCUCCGCCUCGAGCGGUGGCCGCAAGAGUGGGUGAUGAAGUCUCAUGCGUCACUGCAGAUCAAAAUGGGAAUCACAAUAAUAAUAAUAAUCAAGACAAAGUUGAUGAGAACAACAGCAACGACAGAAGGUUCCUCAAAUCCAAAGGCUUAACAGAGCUGUUAAGAAAACUAAUGUUGUCAAAGGUCAAUGGACUUGUCAAGAAGACAGGUGAGAAAUUAACUUUUUCUCUUCAUCUUGUUAUAUUGCUAGUACAAGUGGUAUCAAGGCAUGGAACUAAGAGAUGGUCUCAAAUCGCUAAGCUCCUAAGCGGGAGAGUAGGAAAACAGUGCAGAGAGAGAUGGCAUAACCACCUGAGGCCUGAUAUUAAGAAGGAUUCAUGGAGUGAAGAAGAAGACAGGAUACUGAUUGCAGCCCACAGAGAAAUAGGAAACAAAUGGGUAGAGAUAGCCAAGAGACUCCCUGGACGCACCGAGAACACUAUAAAGAACCAUUGGAACGCCACCAAGCGAAGGCAACCUCCGAGGUGCAAAGGCAAGGGCCGCACCUCUCCCGCACCCUCUCUUCUCCAAAACUACAUCAACUCCGUUAGCUCCACCUCAGCUUCCACAUCCACAUCGACAUCGCCUCCAAACACCCAAGAUGACAACCAGGAAAUGGUGUCCGAAUUUACCAACCCUGAGACCAGCCCUAACCCACACUCGGUGCAACUCGAAGACUCAGGUUUCAACCCAACGAGUUCGAAUAUGGAAGCUUUUAAUCAUCAUGUUCGUCGUCAGCGUCAACAGCAGCAAAUGGACUACAGUUUCGGAUCAAUGUUUGGAGAAGGUAGCAGCAAUGCCAUUGAGAAUUUCAUGCUUCCCUUGGAAAUGGAUUUGCUGGAGAUGAUCUCUCAAGGAAAUCUUUAG